Messenger RNA from Balaenoptera musculus (blue whale), 2849 nucleotides. RefSeq names its product surfactant protein B (gene SFTPB). Gene Ontology annotation, cellular component: lysosome. Lineage: Eukaryota; Metazoa; Chordata; Mammalia; Artiodactyla; Balaenopteridae. Bases 51 to 1181 code for a protein of 376 amino acids. The transcript has 11 exons. The record is from RefSeq and is a predicted model, not a curated record. Gene Ontology annotation, biological process: sphingolipid metabolic process.
CAGCUAUAAGGGCCCCACCCCAGGCAGGGCGUCCAGGCUGUGGAGGAGUCAUGGCCAAGUCACACCUGCUGCCGUGGCUGCUCCUGCUGGCCGCACUCUGUGGUCCAGGCACUGCAGCUGUCGGGACCACCCCAUCCCUGGCCUGCGCCCAGGGCCCCGAGUUCUGGUGCCAAAGCCUGGAGCAAGCAUUGCAGUGCAGAGCCCUAGGGCACUGCCUGAAGGAAGUCUGGGGACAUGUGGAAGCUGAUGACCUGUGCCAGGAAUGUGAGGACAUCACCUACGUUCUCACCAAGAUGGCCAAGGAGGUCAUUUCCCAGGGCACGAUACGGGAAUUGCUGGAGCACGAGUGCGACAUCUUCCCGCUGAAGCUGCUGGGGUCCCAGUGCCACCGCAUGCUGGACACCUACUUCCCACUGGUCAUCCACCACUUCCAGAACCAGAUGAGCCCGAAGGCCACCUGCGAGCACUUGGGCCUGUGCAAACGCACGCAUCCAGAGCCACAGCAGGAGCCAGAGCCGUCAGGCCCCCUGCAGGACAAGCUGGUCCUCUCCGUGCUGCCUGGGGCCCUCCAGGCGAGGCCCGGGCUGCAGACACAGGAUCUCUCCGAGCAGCGGUUCCCCCUCCCCAUCCCCCUCCCGGUCUGCUGGCUCUGCAGGACUUUGAUCAAGCGGAUCCAAGCUGUGAUUCCCAAGGGUACGCUGGCCACGACUGUGGCCCAAGUGUGCCACGUGGUACCCCUGGUGGUGGGCGGCAUCUGCCAGUGCCUUGCCGAGCGCUACGUCUCCAUCCUGCUAAACACACUGCUGGACCGCAUGCUGCCCCAGCUGGUCUGCGGCCUCAUCCUCCGGUGCUCCAGCGAGGACGGCGCUGGCCCAGCCCUCACCGCUCUGGGGUCCCUGCCAGGAGAAUGGUUACCGCAAGACACUGAGUGCCAGCUCUGCAUGUCUGUGACCACCCAGGCAGGGAAGAGCAGCGAGCAGGCCAUGCCACAGGCAAUGCGCCAGGCCUGCCUGGGCUCCUGGCUGGAUAGGCAAAAGUGUGAGCAGUUUGUGACGCAGCACGCACCCCAGCUGCAGACCCUAGUGUCCGGGGGCUGGGACGCCCACACCGCCUGCCAGGCCCUGGGGAUGUGCAUGACCCCGUUCAGUCCUCUUCAGUGCGUCCACAGACCCCACUUCUGAUGAGAACUCAACGUCAUGCCAGGCCAAACUCGAGGCUCCCGAGGGCCCCUGGCAGCACCUUCACCAGAAUGACCUCUCUCGAACCCGCUCACCCCUCUGCCCAGAAUCCCUGUGGCGCUCAGUGCCAGGCCCAGCUCCCAGCUCCCUCGCUCUGGCCCAGCCCUCAGGGGAGCUUCUGUGCCUGCCUGAGGCUUCCCCCUUACAGCUCACCCUCUGCACUCUUCAGUCUUGGAUGUGUUUAGACCAAGGCCAGCCUUUCCUGAAACUCAGGGGAAAUCAGACUUUGCUGCCCGAAGAUGACACCCCCUCAGAGGCCAGGAACUCCGCCAUCACCUGUCUCCCCACUCCUGAGACACAUCCUUCUCUCCCUCCUCGUCAUUCCGUCAGAGGCCGCACCUUAGGAUGGAGGGGUGGGUCAGAUGCAACCUCUGUGCCAGGUGCCUCCAGGCAGGGAAGUGCCCCUGAGAACAAACCUGGUCAACUUUACAAUUCUCCCUAGAGCAAGACCCCAACACAAAGGUCAUUUAUUCAUUUCUUCGCUCAUUUUUUAAAAAUGCAGUGAGUGCCUGUGGCCAGGCCACCUUCUAGGGGCAAGGGCCAGAGCUGUGAAUAAAAGAGCGAGCCCGCUGCCCUCCUGGAGCUCACACCCCGGGGCCAGCCUCUUCCAUCUGCAGGUCAGGGGGAAGCCCGGCCUGCUCCCCAAAUCCUCAGCCUGGUCUGUCCUAUCUCUAACGACAGCCUGAAACCAGAGCCACUUCCGUCCACUCUGGGUGUGAGGCACAGCCAAGGCUGCAUCUUCUGCAGAGGGGGUUUCCGGGCCGGGGCCACCUUCACACACUACCUGAGCCAUCCCUGCUCUCACGGGGUAGAGAUCUCCCCAGGGCUGGGCCGAGGGGAUCUCGUUGUGGGCCCCCAGUGCUUCUCCAAGUCCUGGCUGCAAGAGGACAGCAGGGGAAAAGCUGGGCCCUGCCUCACUCCGAUCUCCACGUGCACAAGAUCCUAGCUUUUAUAAUUAUUCUGCUAAAACACUUUCACAAAAUUCAAGAUUCAGAAGAAUAAAAAAUGGGAACAUAAAGUACCAGAAAAGAUAGACAUGUGAAAUCCUUAAACUUUUUUUAAACAUCAGGAAACCCCUGGCGUGGUCAAAGGUGAGCACGGCAGUGCUCAAGCCUGGCGGAAGGUGAUUGGGCACUUUCAAAAUUUGAACGUUUUCCUGCUUAAGAGCUGUUGUUGCUUUUUGUAAGGUUGAACUCCCAACUUUUGUUUGAAAUGCCAGGAUGACUCGAUUCCUGCUGUGAUGUAUCUCCUCAAAGCUCACUUGGGGCUGGUCACGCUGGGGAUCAGUUCCCAGGUAAUGCAGCAACCAUAAGGAUACUAACAAAGUGCCAUCUCCUUGUCCUAAAAGAAAAGACACUGCCCUUUAAGAUGCUGCAGAAGCUGCAGCCUUACCCUGAAGGUAGCCGGGCGGGGCGGGGGGGGGGGGGGGCGGGGGGGGCCUGCCCCACCCUCCUUCAUGAUGGAGAAAUAUACGCCUACGUCACCUCUCCCUUCUGUAACUGCUUCCAGGCUGGCCCCCACCUGUUACCCUCCCCUCUCCCAAAAAGCCCACCCACUGUGAUGAAGUGAGGUCGUCAGGGUACCCCAAACUCAAAAUAUACCAAAAAAAAA